UGCACCCCAGGACGUGCCACGGAGCGGCCUGGAGACAGCAUGAGGGGGGCCGUCUGCCCCCGGGUCCCACUCCUCCUGCUGCUGGGAGCUGGCGGGGCGCUGGGCUCCACAGUCUGUGGGCAGCCUCAGGUGUCGAGCCGGAGUGGGGGCCGGGACGCCCGGGACGGAGAGUGGCCGUGGCAGGCCAGCGUCCAGCACCGCGGGGUGCACGUGUGCGGGGGCUCACUCAUCGCCCCCCAGUGGGUGCUCACCGCCGCCCACUGCUUCCCGAGACGGGCGUCCCCCUCUGAGUACCGCGUGCGCCUCGGGGCGCUGCACCUGGGUGUCGCCUCGCCCCACGCGCUCUCGGCGCCGCUGCGGAGGGUGCUGCUGCCCCCCGACUACUCUGAGGACAGGGCCCGUGGCGACCUGGCACUGCUGCAGCUACGCCGCCCCGUGCCCCUGAGCGCCCGCGUCCAGCCCGUGUGCCUGCCCAAGCCGGGUGCCCACCUGCCGCCCGGGACCCCAUGCUGGGUCACCGGCUGGGGCAGCCUCCGCCCUGGAGUGCCACUCCCAGAGUGGCGACCUCUGCAGGGGGUGAGGGUGCCGCUGCUGGACGCCCGCGCCUGUGACCGCCUCUACCACGUGGGGACCGCCGUGCCCCCGGCGGAGCACAUAGUGCUGCCCGGGAACCUGUGCGCCGGCUACCCCGAGGGCGGCAGGGACGCCUGCCAGGGCGACUCUGGGGGACCCCUGACCUGUGUGAAGUCUGGGCGCUGGGUCCUGGUGGGUGUGGUGAGCUGGGGCAAGGGUUGCGCCCUGCCCAACCGUCCAGGCGUUUACACCAACGUGGCCACCUACAGCCCCUGGAUCCAGGCUCGCCUGUCUCUGACGCGAUGCUGACGGGCGGACGCUGCGCCCUCAGGCUGCACCUGCGCCAGCGCCUGC
Molecule: messenger RNA, 927 nt
Organism: Talpa occidentalis (Iberian mole)
Lineage: Eukaryota; Metazoa; Chordata; Mammalia; Eulipotyphla; Talpidae
Gene: PRSS33
Product: serine protease 33
Biological process (GO): proteolysis
Molecular function (GO): serine-type endopeptidase activity
Source: RefSeq, a predicted model, not a curated record